Molecule: messenger RNA, 564 nt
Organism: Microthlaspi erraticum
Lineage: Eukaryota; Viridiplantae; Streptophyta; Magnoliopsida; Brassicales; Brassicaceae
Source: the annotation of a GenBank genome assembly
AUGCAGGUUGAAGAAGAAGAUGUGGAUAUAUCAGUGAUCUCGGGAUAUAAUGUUGGUGAAGGGAUUGUAGAGCUCAUCUAUCGGAACAAUAUCAAGAAGCUCGUUAUGGGAGCAGCUGCUGAUCCUCACUACUCCAGGGGAAUGUCAAUAACAUCUAGAAAAGCAGAGUAUGUGAGUCAACAUGCACCUCAUUCCUGUAAAAUGUGGUUCAUCUGCAAGGGGAAACUCAUCAAGACAAGAGAAGGAAGUUUUGACUUUGGGAAUCCAUCAGACUCAUUCUCAGAGCUUUAUGGUUCUGCUCAAAAACCAAGCAAAGGAAGAAGAAGGGAUGAUGAGCAUGAAUCCGAGUCACCCAAAGCACAACCAGAACGAAUAAUACUAGAAACUAAGGUAUCACCAAAGAAAGUGAGAAAGGAAUCUGACAAGACAAGAAACAACGGGAGCAGCGAAGCAGACUCGAGUCCAUGUCCUCCCCAAGAUUUUAUCUGUCCCAUCAAUUUGGAGAUAAUGCGAGAUCCUCAUGUCGCUGCUGAUGGUUUCACCUACGAGGCAGAGCAAAUCUGA